AUUAUAAUGAUAUAAGAGUUUGAAGUAACAAAAUAAAUGAUUCUUAGAAAUUUAAACUUUCAGCGCUUAACCCUUAUUUAGUUUGCUCUGUAUGCAAUGGAUAUUUUAGAUUUGCGCAUACAUUAUCAGAAUGUGGUCAUACAUGUAUAAAUUUAUGAUAUAAGAGUUUGUUUUGUAUGUAUAUCAAGCAAAAUGUACUGUCCUAAAUGCCCUAAUAUAUAAAUUACGAAAAGUACUAUAAGAAAAGAUCCUUAUUUGUAAUCCAUAGUUGAUAUGCUCUUUCCAUAAUUUUAAUAAGCUGAUUAAAUAAUAUUAGAUCGCCUAAAAAAAUUGUUUGGAAAUAGUAUUGAUUUCAAUGAUUUAUAAAACCUUUUGGUUGAAAACAAUAAAAAAAAAAAUAAAAAGCAUAAAUUUGAAUAGAAAUAAGGUCUUGUGCAUUUAGUAUAAGAAACCUUUAAUGGAACCAUUACAUAUGAUUAAUUCAAAGAUAAUAUAUAUGAUGAAUAAAAAUUUAAGCAAUUAUUUGAUUAUGUAAGGAAAUAGAAAAUAGCCAGAGAAGAAUAAAUGAUUAAUCGUAUACCUGGUUAAAAUAACACAAAUAAUACUAAAUUAUCAGUAACAAUAAUUGGAAAAACAGAACAAGAUAAGAAAAUUGCAAAGUUAGAUUGUAAAGUUACUUAUCAUCCAAUUGAAUAAUAAGGAUUAAUUAAAAGAUUAAGAAAACUAGUUCUAAAAUCAAUUUUAAAAUAAGAUCUUAGUGAUUAAAUUAUAAAUAAAAGCAAAGCAAAUCUUUAAAAUGUAAGAAUUUAUCAAAUAAUUAGAUUGCAUUAUAUUUUAAGAAUAUAGAUUUAAGAGAUGAUGAUGAUGAGGAUUCAUUAUUUAUAGGAAUAGCUGAUCCAACUAUAGUUUAUGAGGUUAUGUUUAAAGUAUGAC
Messenger RNA from Paramecium sonneborni, 933 nucleotides. Lineage: Eukaryota; Ciliophora; Oligohymenophorea; Peniculida; Parameciidae. The record is from the annotation of a GenBank genome assembly.